Amborella trichopoda is the source of this 1189-nucleotide messenger RNA. RefSeq lists its product as uncharacterized. NCBI's taxonomy places the organism in Eukaryota, Viridiplantae, Streptophyta, Magnoliopsida, Amborellales, Amborellaceae. The record is from RefSeq and is a predicted model, not a curated record.
CGCCUUUUGCCCCCUGGUUAAUUCUGUCUUCCGCUUUCUAGGGUUUUACGGGCCGUAAUAUCGAGAAAGACCAAACCCCCCCAAACCCUAACCCUAACCCCUCUUCCGCCUUAACUCUUGCUCCUUUUCCCUCUAUCUCUUUACUCUCUUGCUUUAUUCCUUUCCUCGCCUGCCAUGGAAGCUCUGAGGCGUAGUUCAGGCUCCAAUUCUGCGGUUUUCGACGGUCUUUUCGCCCUUUGAGCUGCUCUCUAACCUUAGUUUCUGGGUUUUUGUUGCACGGAAACCAGGUUUUGAGCGUUUGGUCUGAGAACCGGAGGAUUUUGGUUGUGGUAGCUAGAUACUCUACAGUUGGGAUUUUGUGAGAAAAAGCAAUGGCCAUGGAAGUGUACUGCAAUAGCUGCAACCGUGACAUUCUCUGUUCUAUGAUGCAAGUAAUUGCUGUGGAGACUGCUCUGGCUUCUGCGAAGUCUCUUCCCUAUCUUAUAGGGAUGAUGACUUCUCAGUCUGCCAAUAGUAGCAUCUUGCAACUCGAGGCUGAUAGAAUCCAAGGGCUUGAUGAUGCAUUGGACGUGCCAGUAAUAAAAAAGGGUAGACAAUGUGCUGGUGGUGCAGAAUCUAACGGCAAGAACAGGACUGAAGUCCCAGACGAGAAUAAAGAUGAUGGUGAGACAGAUGAUGAUGAUGAAGAUGAGGAUGAAGAUGAUGAUCAUGAUGAUGAUGGUGGUAAUGAGGAUGACUUGUCUGGUGAAGAAGGGAAUGAAAACGAAGGCGAUGAUGCAGAAGAUGAUGUCGAGGCAAAUGGCGAUGGUGGGAGUGAUGAUGAUGAUGAAGAUGACGAUGACGAUGAUGACGAUGAGGAUGGUGAUGAAGACGAUGAGGAUGACGAGGAGGAUGAAGAGGAGGACGAGGAGAUACCAGAGCCGCCUACUAAGAAGAGGAAGUGAGUGACUUUCCGUAGCUUUUUUUGUAGGUCUUCAUUAAGUUAGUGAAGGGAUGUGCAUCUCUUUCUCCUAUCUCUUUCUCCCGUCUUUUACUAUGUCCUUAGAGUUAGUCUUGAAAUAUUGCCCCCGGUGUGGAUGGACCUCUUCUUCAUAUAUAACAAUUCUCACAUUGCCUCUAUUGAUGGAAGGGCAUUUAGCCUUCAAUGUUUGGAACUUGGUUUUAGAAUGAAUAGCUUGGAUGGAUAUUA